AUGGGAGAGAAGCAGGAGUGGCUAGCCCGCAUGGAGCAGGAGAAUCUCUCCGUACGACACACCGCUCGUUUGGCCGGGGUGCAGCCAAUCAGCGUCCGCCGAUGGAUUAAGGUGGCGGAGCGGAUCAAGAAAGCAGAUCCGAGCAGGCGCCGCCUCGGAGUGGUCAUCAAGGCGCAGGAGCGAGGUUGGAUGGAUUCCAAGCUCGUCGAGGAGUGGGUGAACCAGAUAUUCCUUCCUUUCAUCAAGCCUCCCGCUGGUCGCCGUUGCAACGCCGUAGAUGGAAAGGAGGAUCACCUCAUCCUCGCCCACAUGCGGGAUGGUGGCGAGGUUGAGGUGGCCGAUGAUGUUCACACCGCUCCUGAGGUGGAGGAGUGGGUGAACCCCCUCUUCGCCACCGCCGCUGAGGACGCGGCGGCGGCUGAGGCGAUAGAUCACGAGGAUUGUGGGGACGUGCCGCCUGAGGAGGAGGAGGAGGAGGAGGAGGAGGAGGAGGAGGAGGAGGAGGAGGAGGAGGAGGAGGAGGAGGAGGAGGAGGAGGAGGAGGAGGAGGAGGAGGAGGAGGAGGAGGAGGACGACGACGACGACGACGACGACGACGACGACGACGACGAGGACGAGGAUGAGGAGGAGGAGGAGGAGGAGGAGGAGGAGGAGGAGGAGGAGGAGGAGGAGGAGGAGGAGGAGGAGGAGGAGGAGGAGGAGGAGGAGGAGGAGGAGGAGGAGGAGGAGGAGUGA
Closterium sp. Naga37s-1 is the source of this 735-nucleotide messenger RNA. Lineage: Eukaryota; Viridiplantae; Streptophyta; Zygnematophyceae; Desmidiales; Closteriaceae. The record is from the annotation of a GenBank genome assembly.